GAAAAUACGUUUACACUGUGAGUUUUAUCAGGAACGAUUUUAGACUACUGAUAUAUUCAUUUGAGUAAUCUUUCUUCCACAGUAACAAAUAGUAUUCACUGCGACUGUCGCAACGUGUGUUCAGCGUUAAGAGGAAGAUGCGAUAUCAGCUGAUAUCAUUACUCAUCUUGCUGGGUUUGGUUAGGAUGGUGAUAAACCGCCCCAACAUUGAUGAAACAAAGGAUAAAGUAGGAAACAAUUUUAAGCAAAAAGAAGAGGACUUCCAAGCGGCGCUAACGCGAGAAAAGAGAUCUAGAGGACAGAGAAGAAAUCGAAGGGAUGAUAACGCUUCUGCAUUUGCGUCUGAAACACCAUUUGAAGGCGAAGCUAUUGAGAAAGUUAUAGAGCGAAGAGAAAUCCGCCAGAACAAAAAAGAACGCAGGGACCUCCGAAAGUGUAAAAAUACUAAAAGAAAAAUAAAAGGUAGAAGAAUCAGAAAACAAAGGAAGAAUUUGGAUAGUGGUAUUGAGUGCACAGAGACGUUUGAGACUAUAACAUCUACUACAAAAGGACCAACCACCACCACAAGACCAACCAGCACUACAUCGACUACAACUAUAUCAACUCCCAACCCACCGACUACCACAACACCGAC
Owenia fusiformis is the source of this 634-nucleotide messenger RNA. The record is from the annotation of a GenBank genome assembly. Lineage: Eukaryota; Metazoa; Annelida; Polychaeta; Sabellida; Oweniidae.